Messenger RNA from Protopolystoma xenopodis, 792 nucleotides. The record is from the annotation of a GenBank genome assembly. NCBI's taxonomy places the organism in Eukaryota, Metazoa, Platyhelminthes, Monogenea, Polystomatidea, Polystomatidae.
AUGCUAUCUGGCAAAUCGAAAACUUUGGAUUCUCUUUGUGUUGCAUUCAGACUUCUCGACGGUCAGUGCUUAAGCCGGUCAGUGCGAGCGGUUCAUACUGUACGUUGUGACUCCGGCCAGCCGAAAAGGUUGCUCGGGGCCUGCCAGCCAGCCAGUUGCCAGCGAUCCAUCACAACCGUUCGUCUCGAGCGUGAGGGCUGCCGAUGCAUAAAGCGACAAACGGUCAAGCAGAUGCGCUGCUGCUGCUCCGAUCUGGUAUCUAGGACAAGACGCAUUUGCCAUAAAGACGGCCGUGUUAUUUUGUGGGCUGGUGACAAGUUGGUCUCUGAGGCGUCUAGUUAUGGUACCACCAAAACGGCAGAUGGAGUAUCCCAGACAGGAGUCCGGUUCGUGUGCCAAAAUCUGGAGACGCGUGGCUGGCGUUUCAUUAACGGUGUUUGUCUGCGCAAACUGACUCAGGAUCUACAACCACCGAUGGUCUGCCGUCCUCAGAGCAUCUCACCAGCCGGAUCCUGUGACCCAGUCUCGAAGAGGCAGCCGAUAUCUGUACAUCAUUUUGCACUAAUCGGUUGCAAUUGUCGCCUGGUCAAAAAGACUAUGGGAAGCCAGGCCUGUGGAAUAACCAUUUACUUCGUAUCUAUUAACGCUAUCGCUCCAACUUGUCGUGUAUACUUGGCCCUUCGCUGGUACCAAAAUUUGAUUAUGCGCUCUGACAUCUUCCACAUCACGAGCUGGACCGGGCUCGAAAUGUCUACAGGUAAAGCUAUCUGUGAUGCUGUCUCGGUCACUUAG